AUUGGCGAUUAUAGGAGCACUGUAUAUUAGGAAAGGCAAUCACGCGCUGGAUUGGGAUCUGCAUUAGGUUAAAUCUGUUCAUUUCAUCUAUACGCUGAUAAGGCUUCAUACAUAAAAUUUUUAGGGAUUUAAUCUAUAAAGUAUUUUUACCAUAAAAAAGCAUAAAACAACAUCACGUGUAAAUAUUUAUUUUUUAGUUAGGGUGUAUUGAUAAAAUAAUUUCAAAAAAUGAAGAAGUUUGUAACAGUGUUGUUAUGUGCGCUUCAGGCGGCGUUUAUGUAUGCUCUACCUGAUUUACUAUCAUUGAACACGGAUUUUAAGGAUUUGAAUGUAUUGCGGCGGCAGACAAGAUCCGCAGAUGGAAAUAUAGGAUGUAUACAUAUGGAAAGUGUUAAAGGGGAAUUACAAUAUGUAUCCGACGGUUCAACAGAAGUAUGUGGCCUGUAUCUUAUAGGUCAACCAAACGAGGUUGUUGUUGUAGCAUUUCUAGAAUUCAACGUUAAUUGUGAAACCGGAGGUGUUUUGGCGACAUUAGACGGCUGGGAGCUCCAGGGUGACUUGUUCCCCAGUGAAAAUGACCACACCCUCAGUCUGGCAGAGAGGUAUCACAUGUACUGUGGAGAAACUAGGCCAAAGAAAAUAUUUAUAUCUUCACAAAACGUUGCCUUGAUACAGUUCAGACUCCCCAAUCCAGGCGAGGGAUUUAAAGUGUUCGUGAAUUUCAAAAAGAAUCCCCAACCCUGUAACGCAGUGGCCAUGUUUGAUAUGGGAACACUUACUAUGAAGAAUUACGGCUUACGUCGUAAUUGCACGACGUCUAUCAUCUACCCUGAGCAAAUUCACAUGUUGAACGUUGAUGUUGGUGUGACGUCAGAAACCAAACCUAUUGAAGCAGAAACCGGACUCAAAGAAACGUGCAUGAAUUACGCUGGUGGAGACUAUAUAGAAGUAUUGAAUGGUAAUGGUUUGGACCCAAGGUCAAUGGCAAUCAAAGGUACCUUAUGUGGAAUGGAUUCAAAUAGCGACGCUCCAGAAAAGUUUGUAUUAGGCUGCCAACAUUCUGUAGUAAGAAUGGUGUCCAGUGGCAUUUUCCACAACACUGUCACAUUCCAGUACUCACCUCCGAAAGAAGAGGAGAUUAAUGCCACCGAUAUGUGCUAAACAGCAAGGCGACACAAGUUAUCAACAACAUCUACUAGUAUGCCAUGUUAGAGCACCAAUUUCGUUACUUAUGUUUAAUAUCAAAGACAAAUAUUAUAGUGAAAGCUAUUUUUUUUUUCUUUUGCAAAAAUAUGCGAACAAACAUUUUCCAAUAACAAUUGCCUUGAACAUUACUGUCACAUUUGAUAAUAAUCAAAUAAAAGAGGAAAUAUACUCUAUUAAA
Ruditapes philippinarum (Manila clam) is the source of this 1384-nucleotide messenger RNA. RefSeq names its product corticotropin-releasing factor-binding protein-like. Gene Ontology annotation, biological process: hormone-mediated signaling pathway; negative regulation of corticotropin secretion; negative regulation of corticotropin-releasing hormone receptor activity. Lineage: Eukaryota; Metazoa; Mollusca; Bivalvia; Venerida; Veneridae. The transcript has 8 exons. The record is from RefSeq and is a predicted model, not a curated record. The coding region runs from base 229 to 1161 and encodes 310 amino acids. Gene Ontology annotation, molecular function: corticotropin-releasing hormone binding.